This is a messenger RNA of Frankliniella occidentalis (western flower thrips), 4955 nucleotides long. RefSeq names its product sorting nexin-27 (gene Snx27). The transcript has 9 exons. NCBI's taxonomy places the organism in Eukaryota, Metazoa, Arthropoda, Insecta, Thysanoptera, Thripidae. Bases 72 to 1598 code for a protein of 508 amino acids. The record is from RefSeq and is a predicted model, not a curated record. Gene Ontology annotation, biological process: signal transduction; intracellular protein transport. Gene Ontology annotation, molecular function: protein binding; phosphatidylinositol-3-phosphate binding. Gene Ontology annotation, cellular component: early endosome.
UCUGGACAGGCCCCGCGGGAUCACCCUGCGUCGCCCGUGUCGCAGCCCGCAUCGAACAUCUGCUGUCAAACAUGGCUGAAAGUGGGUCGGAUUGCAGCCCACCGAACGAGCCGUACAAAAUAGCACACUCAGGCCCUCGAGUAGUGACAAUUACAAAGACUGAAACAGGAUUUGGCUUCAAUGUUCGUGGUCAAGUUAGUGAGGGAGGACAGCUUCGAAGUAUCAAUGGCGAACUGUAUGCGCCCCUUCAGCAUGUCAGCGCCGUCCUGGAUGGGGGCGCAGCCGAAAGGGCCGGGGUGAGAAAAGGAGAUCGGAUUUUACAAGUAAAUGGUGAAAAUGUUGAAGGUGCCACCCACAAACAGGUUGUAGACUUAAUUAAGUCAGGAGGCGAUGUUCUUACCUUAACUGUUAUAUCAGUAACUGCUCAAGAAGCGGAAAGAUUAGAACCUACAGAAGAAGUUGCGGGCUACAACUACUUUGAUUAUAGUGAGAAACGUUCACUACCUAUAUCUGUACCAGAUUAUCAUUAUGUUGAAAAAAAUGGUGAAAAGUUUGUGGUGUUUAAUAUAUAUAUGGCCGGAAGACACCUGUGCUCCAGAAGAUAUAGAGAAUUUGCUAAUCUACAUAUGUCUCUUAAGAAGGAAUUUAUUGGCUUUGCAUUCCCAAAGUUGCCAGGCAAAUGGCCUUUCAACUUGAGUGAACAACAACUUGAUUCUCGGCGAAGAGGACUUGAGCAGUACAUGGAAAAAGUAUGUGCAGUUCGUGUAAUAGCUGAGAGUGAUAUUGUUCAGGAGUUCCUUGCUGACACAGAUGAUGAGCUGGGAAAUGGGUCUCCUGUGGAUUUGAAAGUUCAGCUUCCAGACAAAAAUGUGGUCACUAUAUCUAUGCCUAAAAAUGCACCUGCUGAGGUUGUGUUUCUUGCUGUGAUUGAACGCAUUCACUUGCAGAAGAGCUCUGCAAGGUUCUUUUAUUUAUUUGAAACUGUAGAGGAUAUGUUUGAUCGCAAAUUAUUACCAACAGAAUACCCUCAUAAUCUAUACAUACAGAACUUCACUACCGCUUCGCCAACAUGUCUUUGCAUUAAAAAGUGGUUAUUUUCUUUGCCACGAGAACUUUCACUAUCGAGUGAUGACUAUGCAACAACGUUUUUCUUUUGGCAAGCAGUUGAAGAUGUUAAUAGGGGACAUGUGAGAGCUUUGGAUCGUCUCUACCAAUUAAAAGCUUUGCAAGAUGCUUCUCGUAAGAAUGAGUAUCUUAGACUUGCGCGAGAGCUACCAGGCUAUGGUGAAGUAGUAUUUCCUCAUUGUCCCUGUGAUUCUCGUAAAGAGGGCCAUGUCAUGGCUGCUGCAGGAACUACUUCAUUUAAACUACAUGCAUGUCGGAAGGAUGGGGUUCUUGAGUCCCAGGUUGUAGAAUUUCUCUGGCCAGAUAUAAAGGAGUGGGAGAUUGACGAAGAGACCAUGGCAUUCUGCUUUCAGUACCAACGGCCAGAUAAGAAUCCACGAUGGGUCAAGAUUUUUACACCUUAUUACAUCUUUAUGUUGGAAUGUUUUGAUCGAAUACUUGAGGAGAGUAAAUGGGCUGACACAGGAGAAUGAGAUCCUACGUUCCCAAGUCUGUGAUAGUACCUAGAUUUAGUAUAAUGAUGUCAUGUAGACUGCUUUAUUUUCUCCUUCUUCCCUCUGCUCUGACCUUAUUUUAUAAUUUUAAUUUUUUUUUUUUUUUUACACUUUGCAUCACAUUUUAUCUACAUACCAUCUGAAAUAAUUGUUGUUAUAUUAUUGUUGUUGAGUUGGAGGCUGUGAGUUUAUAAAUGUUUGGAACCCUGUGGGUGUUGUUAUGACAAUUUUUUCUAUUGAGUGCAGUUUUUUUGCUUUAACAAAGAAUAUUUGUUGACGAAAAUUUACUAGGUAAUGCUGGGUUAUCUCUUAAUCAUAUUCCAGUUUCUAGGCUUUCUUAUUCAGAUUAUUAAGUUAAAUUGUGAAUGCAAAACUGUUUUAAAGUGUUUAAAAGAGCUGCAGUAUAAAUAUUCUUUCCCAUGAUAGUGCCAAGGGUGCCUUGGAAGGAUAGUGUGUGAAGAGUGAGUGAACAGUUUUUGUGUCCACAUACUGUAUUUCUCUUAUUUGUGUGUGGUACAGCCUCAGCAGGGAAAUAUCUUUUGAAAUUCUGUGCCAUCUUUGUAGAGUUCUGGCUGUGCUAGUUCCUAGAAGUGCUCUUUCAAUACAUUUUUAUUACAACUCAUUACAGUAGGAGAUUCAAAAUUUCAGUUUGUUAUGAUUCCCUACUGUCAUAUUUCUGAAUGCAUGCUACAGCUCACAUUCAACAUUGAAGUCACAGUGUGGUCAGAGUAUGAAGAUUGCUUUGAUAAGUUUCCCUCAAGCUGGUGUUUACCAUUGAACUCCUUAAUUAAGCAGUUCAGGUUGAUGAUAGCCAUAGUGAAAAUAAUGUCUGGUGAGUUUUGAUCAAUCAUGCCACUCUCUACUUUAAAGAACAUACUAUCAGCCUUGAAAUUUAAGAAAUUCCAAUUCCAUCUUCUUCCCCUGCACAUCAAUGUGAAAUUUAUUCAUUCUAAGUUAUCAUCAUUGGCUGCUAUGAACACAGUUGAACACGAUUCGCUUAGAUCAACUUAUUCUGUCCAUAACAGUUCUUGUUCACUCUUAAAAGCUGAUUUAGAGGCUAUCAAUUUUCUUCUGACAAUUAGGCAUAUGCAGUGUUAAAAUUUAUUUUUAUCUUAAAGCAGGAAUUACAAAACAUUCCCCUUCAAAAAACACACGCUUUACAUCUUACACUGCAUGAUCAAUUUCAUAAAAACUUACUUUCGUAGUGUAUUUCAAUAUUUUAGGCAAGUUCAUGUUGCUUCAUUGUUUUGGUAGUCUUUAAUUACUAUUUUUUCCCUUAACCCACCUCCUCCACCCACCUUUACCUUUUACAAUCCCAAAUGGCAUGGCAUUGUUAGGAGUAAAACUUCGUAUCCAAUCAGUGGUAGAACUUUCCUAUAUGUUUCACAUAUAUUAGGUGUAUUUGUUUUCUUUUAAUUCUAUUACUCUCUUUUAACAAAAAAACUUGCUCUUUUUCUGGAACAAACGACUUUAUACAGGAUGCUACUUUUAUGUGUUGUUUUAAGUCAAAAGAAAUGGGAAGUUCUUGUUAAAGUUUGAUAUUUUGCAUCCAUUUCUGUGUCUAGGAAUUUCCAUGACAGUUUUGAUCUUAGUUUGUGCUGUUUUGUAUUAACAAAUGAAAUACUCUUAGCUGGACUUCAUACUUAAUUGUUUCAAUCUAAGAAACAACUUCAAAUAUGUAGUUCUUACUAGCUUUGUACACCUUCAAAAUUUAGGAUAUCUGUGUUUGAAAAGGGUGCUUCAUUUUCUCCCACUGGGUAGUACUUUUGUCUUUUCUUUGUCGCUCAGUGUUCUGUUCAACUUUUUUUGCCCUUAUGUUCUAUAAUGAUUUGCCACCUCAUCAAUGGAUAAUUCAUUCCUGCUUUCUGUGCACAUAAAUUGCUGUUGUAUACUUGGGAUCAAAGUAUGUUCUUCUGUGGUUUCAGACAUUACUGCUAAAUCUGAAGCCUUGACUCUUUCUACUGUGUUAUCAUUGUGUCCCAAUGUGUCAUUUUAAAGCAUUUAUUUCCCAUGUAGAAAAAUGUUUUAUGAACAUUUCAAGUGAAGAAUUCCUUUUCAUUGGGCAAAGGAAACCAGCAGGAAUGUUAUUAUGAAACUUCAAGUAUGAAUCAUUCCUAAGACUAUUUUUCUAGCAGUUUUAGAUUUUAUCUAUCUAUCUCUUUAAUUUGUUGCCGUUGAUCAUUUUAAUUUAGUAACAAUAACAUAGGUUUGCAGCCAGAAAUUUGGUGCCAUACAGUAUUGGGGCAUGUGAGCUGGCUGUCCAAUUAAUUAUCAAAGAUUUGAAGUAUGUUUAGGUGUAAGUUACCACAUUUUGCACAAUUUCAAAUGUUAUUUAUUAUCAUCACCUUAAGCAGCUCAACUACAUCUUGAGAUUUUGUCUUGAUCCCUAACAAAGACUUGUUUCUAGAUUUUUCCAAAUUCAAUGCCUUGCUAAAGUGUUACUGAUAUUUUUAAGAUGGUACUGGUAAGGUAGCUGUCGCACUUUAUUGUAUUGUGAGUGUUCAGGAUACAUUUCAUAUGGUUUAGAUUUUACAAUACUCAGGUGUGGUAGUGUUUUUGUUAUUGAUUGUGUAAUUCAGUCUAAUAUGCAAAUUUCUAUUUUGUACAGUGUCUGUGUUCCCUAUGUCUUGUGUAAUGCAUGCUUUGUUUUAGAAUCGGUCUUAAAAGACGCUUUGUUCAGUGUAAAUUGGACUUUAAUUUACGAUCUUGUUUCUCUAGCCUCCGUCACCUUUUUUGUUUUGUUUUUCAACGGGGAGGGAGGGGCAGGGGGGUGAGGGACUCUGAAGCCUUCAAAAUUAUCCACAAAACAAAUUUACAGACAACAAAUCAGAGCUCUGCAUAAUCGCCUUUAUACCGACUACGUCGGUGCUGUUGGCACCUAUCGGCUGCCAGGUGAGAUGUAAAAAGGAAAUCUAGAAAAACUCUACAAAAAUAAAGGCCAUGUUCUGUUUGACUCUAGAGUAACCAGACUGUAUUUUAAAAAAUCUGUGGUUUCUGUGAUGUCUUCAGUUUAAAAAAUCUAUAAGGGCAUAUCAUGAAAAACUGCAAAACCUAUUAAAAUGUCUUUGAGACAUGACAUACUUCAGGAAAGAAUUGGGGACACUGUUUUUGGCAGUCACAGAAACCAUUAUUUGUAUUAGGUCCUCUUUGUCAAUGUGUUUUAGAUGCUCUUUAAAUUUGUAGACAGUGUUUUUUAUUUAGGCAGAGUAGUUUUCACUUCUGGUGUUUCACCUUGGUGCUGCCAGAAAAGAGAAAAAAAAAAGGUAAAAAAAGAAAGAAGAACAAUCUCUAAAGUGAAAUUUGCAAUGUUUUUUUUUCUCUUGUUUCUUUGAAUUU